AAGAAAACUACUGCAGAUGAUUGGUCUGCUAACGCCGAGCUAACCGGAAAUGCUCUUAAAUGUGAGCAACCCUUCGCUGCCUAGAAAAAAGGGCCAGCCACCAGCCAGGUCAACUUUUGCAGUGCGAGACGUUUGGGCUACAUUUUUUCCCAGAUGAAUGGGACGAACAAGUCGGAUCAAAUAAGGAACGCCACAGCUCAGCCAACUACAUGCAACAUUUUUAUUCCGUUCCCUACCUUUGUUUGCCGACACACCGUGCCCGUUUUGUUGACGUGCAAUUCCCAAAAGCUGUGGCGGUGAUAUGCCGUACAGUUGUUGGUUCUGUGGCAUGCCUGCCUUUUUUUCAGCACUACAGAGUGGGAGUGACGUAACUAAACCCCCCUCCUCGAUGGUAUUUAGUUGUGUCUUUGUCGAUUUGUGUGGGACUGUAUUGAUGUAAUCCUUUACCACAUGUUCGAGGUGAAGUGAAACUUUUGAAGUAUGUAUUUAAUAGAGAAGGACUGCCUUUAUGUAUGAUUCACGUGCAAUUUUUACAAUCAAUUUUUUCGGGAUUUUGAGUAUUCAGUUUGAUGCCCGUGUUUUUUCGUGAUAUGAUUAUUUUACCCUUUGAAUUACACUGCAAUACGAAUGUAAACCACUGAAUUUCUCUACUUCAUCAGCAUGAUGUGUCUAUGUUUGCUUGUUCUUUAAGUUUGUUCUGAUUGGGCUUCUGUAUUGGUGUAGUAUAAAAAAAAUGAUACUGAAGAAAAUUUGAUCUUCAGUCCUAACAGAACUUGCCCACGCAGCAUUCGACUCCGAAUGGCAGAGAACGGACUGCGAGGACAAGGGGGCGGAGCCCUCCUUCCAAGGAGCCGAAUUGCAGAGGCAACCAUGGAAGAUGGACCAGGAGGGGAGGACAGACGGCAGUGCGACUUCUGAUCCCAAUCUUAUGGUGCCCACAGAACUAACAAGACCAGACUGCAUCGGAGCAUGCUAUGGCGACAAAGUGGAUACCUUUGACCGUGACAGCCGCAGAGGUGACACCUCUCCCCAGACCAACAAUUCGGGCCCACACAAGCAGCAGACGCACCAAGGACCGAACAAGCACCCGUGCCGCUUCUGUCCUUACUCAUGCUCUUCCGCCACGGCUGUCGCCAUUCACGAGAGGACUCACACUGGCGAGAGGCCCUUCAGUUGCGAUACCUGCGAAAAAACGUUUGCGGAUAAGUCUCGCUUGAUAUCUCACGUUAAAAUUCACACCGGAGAGAAGCCGUUCAAGUGCAGCACGUGCGGCAGGGCAUUUCGUCAUAAAAACACCUUGGUGGAUCACGAAAGGAUUCAUACAGGAGAGAAGCCGUUCAGGUGUAACACGUGCAGCAGGGCGUUUACUCAGAAAAGGAACUUGGUGGAUCACGAAAGGAUUCAUACAGGAGAGAAGCCGUUCAGGUGUAACACGUGCAGCAGGGCGUUUACUCAGAAAUGCAACUUGGUGGGUCACGAAAGAGCUCAUACAGGAGAGAAGCCGUUUAAGUGCGAGACCUGUGGUAGAGCGUUUGCGGCUGUUACCAAUUUAUACAGUCAUCAGAAGAUACAUCGCAAGUGAUCGAAACCCUUACGUGCAUCAUAGUUGUGAAAGGGGUUUAAACGAAACACUCUAGCACCGACGUGUGUUCAUUUGGCUUGGCGAUAGGCCUGCAGGGGUUCUACUUGCGAGCAGUGUGUGUUUCACAUGGUUCAAAAUGUUUCAGCCUCUUAUUUACAGUAUAAGCUCAGAUAAAAAAAUUGAAUUUACCUUAGACGAAACGACCAGAGUUCUUUUUUGUACACGAAAAAAAGAAAAUACUUGAAGCCUAAUCUUUUUUUAUUAAUUUAUAGUCAUUGAUCAUGUGAUGCACCUGGAAUCUCUGGGUUGUCUGUAGGGUCACUUAUGUUCCUUGCAGGUCGGCCUACUCAUGACCAUAAAUAUACAAACUUAUAAAAUAACUAAGGUCUUUCAAUAGCAGCAAUCUUGAAUAUUGCAAAUGUUAAGAAAAGUACAAGAAAAACCGAGUAAUGCAGAGGGGCCAACAUACUUUUAAGAUGUAAAAAUAAAACUAUAUUCGAAACUAUUUAACACACCAAGCUGGAAACUAAUGCUUUACUCAUAGGACUGCAACAGUAUAUACGUGACUCGGAAGAUUUAGAAAUGCAGUGUAAUUUCCUAUCUCAUUUCGUGAUAUUCUUGGUCCUUUUUCUUUUUGAUUGGUUUGAGUAUCUUAAUUCUGAUGGUAUCAUUCAAUGUGCUUGCUACAUGAAAUACUUGUAUGUAUGUUUUCCUUUUGCAUGAUUUUAUUAUUUUUUGUGCACAUUCAUGAAGACGGCCCUGAUCAUUUAGGAUAUUCAUACUUUUAGUGCUAUUCAUUUGGUGUUCAUAUGUACUUUGUUUCACCUUAGGCAAGAGCGCGGACGAUGUUAUGAGUUAAAGGGCCAAUAAAACAGUGCAGAAAGCGCAACGCCAUGGCGUGCUCUCUGCGCUUGAUAGGACUAGCCGGUGGAGGAGCACGUACAGAGAGAUGGCGAAUACGGGCUAGUCCUAUAGUCCUAUGAACUGCAGAGAACUUGUCAUGGCUUUGUGCCUCUUUCGCUGUUUGAUUGGCCCUUCGGCUCUUAACAUCGGCCACGCUCGGACCUAAGCUGAAACGAAGUACGGUUUCACUUGAAUUCGUGAGGCCUUUAAAUAUUCGAAAUUCCUCUUGUAGUAGACGGAUCAUAUACAUGUGUUGUACUAAAGGCAUAAUUGACUUCAUUGUGUAUAUUCAUGUAUCUAAAAAGUGUAUAUGCAUAAUCCAUCUAAAUAGGUCUCAAUCUGCGCUGAGUGUACAGUGGUUGUCACUAUUGCCUAAUGUGCCAGAAUCGAUGGAGGUGGAGUCGUGUUCCCAAACAGAAAAACGGGCAAAAUCGCUACUGCAAAAGCUACGCAUUGCACAAAAAAGAAGCCUGGUCCCAUAGUGGUGUGUGUCCAAGAAAAAUUGCUAGAGCUCAAUAUAAUGGGAUAUUUAAUAAAUUCUGAGUACUUAAAUUGUUAAAUAUUAGUCUUAAAGGGAUGGUUUCAAAGAUAAAAUUGCUCGGCAUCACCGAGAACGACUAAAUGCACCCAUGUUAUAAUGGCAUGAGGCACGCGCAGCAUUUUACGGCGUUCUGAAACAAUGCCCACUUUGGACACGUAUCUGGCUCUCGGUUUCUUAUCGGAGAGCAUCUCCUCGUGGUCAAUCUCGCCUCCCGAUUGCCCGCGCGGAGAUUCACUUCGAUAAGAAGCCGAAAACAAGACAGGCUUCCUAAUUGGGUGUUUCUUCAGAAGGCCGUAAAAUGCUGCGCGUGCCUCAUAUCAUUGUAGCGUGGGUGUUUUAUCGUAGUAUUCGGUGAUGCUCAGCAAGAUUCUAUUUGAAAUCAUGCGUUUAAAAUAAAUAAUUAGCAAUUCAUUUAUUAAAUAAAAUACUCACCCAAUUUUACUGAAUGCUAAAAGUUUUUCUUGAUGGCAGGUGCAAAGGGCCAAAGCCGCCAGGGUGGUGGAAGCUACGAGCCCGUUGGACCAGUCAUACGUCGAUCUUUCGAAGCAUGCCCACGCUCCCAGCCAUAUCCACGCAGAGGGCGUGGUCAGGCGACAAAAGGGAGGCGGUUGUCUGGUCCGGCAAAUAUGUAGCUCCCGCCGCACUGUCGGCUUCAAGGGGCUGUGCAACGAUAUUGGGUAUUGGGCUUUUGGCACCUGUGGGACCCAAGCACUGUUGUGCCCGUUACACAAAACAUGUAACAAACUAGCGUCACUCGUUAGAUCGUCAAAAUUUAACGAGUUCUGAGAUUCGUUACCGUCUUAAGAACGUAACAAUAUACCGUUACGGUUACUUUUAAAAAAGAAUGAACGUUACUUUUGCGCCAAUUUGAAUAUUACUCAUAUUCGACAGUGAAAGGCCGAGGAUAUGAACUUAGACGACAGUUCAACUUCUUUGGAGUCAUUUCUUUGUGUGUUAUUAGUUUGUAAGAUUUGUUGCAUAUGUUUAUUAUUUUGAAAACUGGCUUUAUUGACUAUGCUCUCUUUUAUUUUCUCUUUUUCGCAAAUAAUUCAUUAAUUUUUUGCACGACAAUAAGGGCUCAGCAAUAAACUUUGGUUGAAUAAAACGCUGGUUUGAACAAA
Molecule: messenger RNA, 4147 nt
Organism: Ixodes scapularis (black-legged tick)
Lineage: Eukaryota; Metazoa; Arthropoda; Arachnida; Ixodida; Ixodidae
Product: gastrula zinc finger protein XlCGF49.1-like
Exons: 3
Coding region: 878-1582 (234 amino acids)
Biological process (GO): regulation of transcription by RNA polymerase II
Cellular component (GO): transcription regulator complex; PcG protein complex
Molecular function (GO): RNA polymerase II cis-regulatory region sequence-specific DNA binding; DNA-binding transcription factor activity, RNA polymerase II-specific
Source: RefSeq, a predicted model, not a curated record